CACGGGCAUGCUUGAAGUAAAAACUAUGUGUUACAGACAUGAAGAUAUAAUAGUGCAGUGCAGGAAUUCAUUCAGUCAAUGGAGACAGCAUCCAGAUGCAAAAAUGGGUAACCAAAUUUUCUAAGAUUUUAUGUUGAAACCACAAAGGGAGUGUUUAAUUCUUUCUAGUUUACUUAUUUAAUGCCAGGGUAAAUAUGGAUUAAUCUACUUUUAAACCAGUGGACUCUGUGGAAUAUUUUACAUUGUAUAACCCCAUGGCAAGCACUAACAGAUGACAUGCAAAGGCAUUUCAGAACAGACUGCCAAGUCUCAGUCUCUAUCAAAUCCUUAGGCCAGGUAUAGAGCACAGAUUGUCAGAGGGCAAGGGGUGGCAUAUAAAUAAGGAAAACAUCUUUUAAUUUUUCAGCAUGUACUCUAAGUUGUAUUAUAUUGCAGUUACAAAUAAAGUUAAAGCUAUUUUGUAAUUAAUCCAGAAUAUAGUUCGUUGUUGGGUAGAAGACAUUUGUGACCAGAAAAUAUUCUCAAUUUUACCCAUCAAUUCUGGACUCUGUGUGAGCACCUCAAGUGACGAAAAAUGUAAAAUAUCUGUAUUGAUUCUUCUGUAUAUUGACCAGACAGCAAUAGGGAACCACAUAGUGAGAACAUGUGAGACAAAACAUGAACCCACAAACAACAACUGAAGAGAAACUCUUCAGAAUGCCUUAAAGGAUCAUUUAGUUCCAUAGAUUGUUGCUCCCUGUUUUUUUUUUUUUUUUUUUUUUUUUUUUUUUUUUUUUGGUCAAAUUACAUUCCAUGUACAUAUCUGUGAAAGUGAGAAAUUGCUGUAGCAGAGAAUGAGACAUUGGAAUAUGGCAUGUUGAAGUGCCACAGAUCCCUUAGAGGUCUUUUGUUAUUGGAUACUAGGAAAUUGCAUGUCCUCUGAGAUGUAAUGGUGUUGAAACUUCUUCAUAAUGACAGCAAUAAGGGUAUAUAACUAUCAGUUUGUACUCUUUAGCCCUUCUGAGAGUGUAUAAAUUGAGGAAAAUAGUUAUAGAACUGUAUAUUAGCACUUUGUUAUUUCUCUAUGCAGGGCCGUGCACAGACAUUUUGAGGAGCAGGUGCUCAAGGGAAAAAAAGGGCACCCCUUUUAUAAUUAUUUAUAAAACGUAAAGUUGCAUAUUGUUAUAUGUAAUGUUAUGAGAUUAAUGUUCUAAAUAUAACAUUUUGAAAUAAUAUGUUUGGAAAAAUGAAAUGAUACUAUGAAACUAAAACCGCUAAUAUGUGGAGGCAGUCGUAAUAAGUGAAUCACUGAAUCAUUCAUUCAACCGUUUCGAUCAAACUGGCUGAUUCUUUCAUGAAUGGAUCAUUGAAUCAUUAACUCACCCGAUUUGUUCAAAAAUGGUGAAUCAUUCAAGAACAAAACACCACUAUGUGUUGCUGGGAUACACCAUUUUUCUGCUUUUCUUGGAACUAUUUCUAUUGGCAAAAUAGUGCAGAAAGUGGGAGGGGCUUGUGGGGUCUCGCAGGAUUAUUAAGAAUGAGCUGUCACACUGAGAAUUGAUGCCAUGUGUUAAAUUUAUACAGAAACUAAAAAGUCUUGCAAAAAGGGCACUUGUCUAGUCAGAGGCCAAAAGGGCAGGUGCUUCAACACUACUUGUGGUCUAUCUGUGCACGUGCCUGACUCUAUGCAAAUAAUGCUAAUGCCAUUGCACCAGUAAUCUGUGGUAUGCAGGCUGCAUAAAGAUCUACUUUCUGGUGGUUUAUUUAUUACUUUUGCCCCUCUUGUAUUUGCUUCUCUGUUAUGUUUUUUUCCCCCUUUUUUAUCUUCUGGAAUUUAAUCUAACACUAAUAUGCCAUUACACAUGCUAUGCUAAUGUGCAGUUACACAUUACCCAUGCUAAUUUGAGGAUGGCACACAACGAGAGUAAAAGGGAAGUAUGCAAAUUCAAACCCAUCAUUUUCCUGCAGUCUGGUUAAGUGACUUUCACUACAAUAUGCAAUCCACUGACUAGCUAUUAUGAUCGCACAGUCUCUCAGCCGCUGCAUCGUGGUGCUGAGAUCUAAUUUGAUAAAACACAAGUUCAAACUGAGAGGCUGUGAGCACAGUGGAAGAUGAUAUGAUGCAGCUAAUUUGCUUAAAGGUGAUCAGUGUGUGUGUGUGUGUGUGUGUGUGGUUGUGGUGGUGGUGAUAGUGGUGGGGUGUAAAGCCUAUGUUAUGGGGACAACAUUUCCAAAAUCCUUACCCUUGUGGGGGCAUUUUUUGGUCCUAAUGAGGAAAAAAGCUUAUACAUCAUACUAAGUGACGUUUUAGUGAAAAUCUAAAAAUGCAGAGAGUUUUCUGUGAUGGGUAGGUUUAUAUAAAAAUCAUGUCUAUGGAAAGUUCCCAUAAAACAUGGAAACCCAACAUUUUUCUAUUCUAUUUUCUAUUUUGCUAUACUGUAUGGUUUUAUAAGACGCAUACCUUUAGCAUCAAUAGAAAAAAUAUAUAUUUUCUCUUCCUUUGAAAAGUUGACAAUCCUAUUUGUUUUGCUAUCCAUGCAUUAUUACAUUAAUUGUAUUUUAUUAUUUGUAAUAAGCAUUGAUUUUUCUUUUUUUUUUUUCAUUUUGUGUGUUGGCACUAAAGAAUAGUCUAUAUAUAAGAAACAAAUACAGAAUAACAUACAGAUGUUUCUUCCAUUCAAUUGGGUGAGCAUGUCUAUUAAAUAGAGUACUACAUUUUAAGCAAUUAUGUAAUUUAGUUUAUCGAAUGCCCUAGUUAUCGCCAUGAAACAUCUUAAGCAGAGGUUCAGGGAAAAUUGGAAAUACAGCAGUGAAUACAAAGAGUCAUUAUGACCACUACGUACAUUACAGCUAAUUGCUUUAGGGAGCAGAAAAAUAAUGCCAAUUCAGAGAGGUCUAUCUUAAAAAAAAUAGAGAAGUACAUCAAGGCUGAAGUAACUUUUACCUUGAUACAAACAUCGACUGAACAGAUGUAAAACACCUUAAAGAACAGGCUGCUGGCAAUGCAUAGAAUGCUAUUAUUGAUCAAUGGCUACAGCUUCAGCGGCCUGUACAAUUCAUUAUAAAGAUGGUGUCUCUAAAUCUUUAAUCAUACUCAACUCAAAGGGCCCAGAUGUAGAAGUACAGUAUUUGCUGCAUGUUUACCAAUUUAACACCCAAGUACUGUUUUCAUUUCAAUCAAUAAGCAUGAGAUCAAGCAAACAACUCAGAUGCCCCUAUACUGAUAAUUAGCUAUUUUGCUCUAAGUCUCUCGUUUUACACAAACUGAAUUUGAUCCUGAUACAUUGAGAUGACAGUAAGUCAGAAUUUCUGGCUCAUAAAACAAUGUGAGUAACGAGUAUCCAUUCAUAUUUUAUUAAUAUUAGAAUUUUUUUAAUAUAAUCCAUUUGCAGUUGAGAUGCUGGUAUGGUGCAGUUCUGUAACCUGAGUUAAUUAUCAACAUUACCACUUAAAUCAAAAAACCCUCAACAAGCCCUGCUGUUGGUUAGGACUGAAUCUAAUUGUGAUGUGCAGUAAAAUAGAAUUAUAACAUUCAGUGUCAUUGCUUGCACUUACAAUGGCCUCUUUAAUCUGGAGAAAUAUCUAAAUUCAUGAUCCAGAUAUGUGGAAUUAGGAUAAUGUUUGGGUGGAAAGCGAUAAGCUCUUUUUGAUUUAAAUUUCAUGUGUAAUCAUACAUAACACAUAGAUAUGGGGGCUAGGGACAAAAAAACCUGUAACCUUCUUAAUCUGACAAUGCCCUUAAUAUCUAACUACUAGCCAUUGGCAAUAAUAGACAGACAGCAUAUUUGUACAUUUAAAAUGCUAGCUAUAAUGCACUUGAUGUACUUGCACUGCACUUGCUAUAUGUAAUUUAUUUGCGAAUGUGUAGUGUUUAACUUUUUUUUAAUAGUAUUUUUCUGUUUUGUUUUCACUUUAAUGUGUGUGUGGGCAAAAAAAAAAAAAAAAAAAAAAUCAUGAAGUGAUAAAUAAAGGUUUGAUGUCAAACAACUAGUUUUAAAUAUUAUACAUCUAUAGCCAACAAAUGAUGUAAGCCUAUAUUAUUUUAUAUAAUUUUUUUGCUGUUUUGUGAAUUUUGUGUUUGAUAGUUUUUGUACUGUUGAGCUGACAAGCCUAGAAUAGUCUCAUGCUACAUUGUGACAAGCCUCGCCCCUAUUUACACAACAUCUCAACUUUUUUUUUUAGCUUUAUGUUUUAGUAGCUUUUGUAGCCACGACUAAACGCUAUAAAACAAACAUACCCUGAAAAAAUAUUCACUUAAAAGUCUGACAGUUAGACCUGGUCUCGUCUGUUUAUAAAACAAUAAAGGUUUUUCUUCACUUGUUCGCUUACAUGACGCGUCGUAUCCAAGGCUCUCCGCACUCCGUUCCAGUGAAGGGGCCGGACUCCGCUCCGGGUUUUGCUCCCUCACUGCUCUAUACAUCGCGUCUCCUCACUCCUGCAUUGCUGUAGCAGCAGAUGUUCGCGCGCUGAAGCCAAUAUCCACCGUUCUCUUUACCGGAGCAAGUAUUCUGCAGCGGAGAGUGAGAAGACGUAUAAGAGCGAGGACGUUUGCUCUCUCUCUCUCUCUCUUCACACGUCUGGAGUGUGUAUGUGGGUGAGUGAGCUGAAGAAAUUAGAGUGGCGUCUUUAUUUACCACACCUGUGAUGCGCUGCUGUCUCUGAGCAACGAAGACGCACUGAUGGCCAAGGUACAGGAAGAGGAUACGUGUUGAAAAAGGACUUAUAAAUGCGCUGAUCGGUGUAAUAUUACAAAAAAACUAAACCCAGCCAUAAAGCAGAUACUCCUCGCAGCUCAUUGAGUUGAUAUUACUGAAUUAAACUUGAACGAGAAGGUGAUAAAGAUGCCGUUACACCUGGGUCCCUUUGUCCGCUGGAGAUCCGGGCUUGUACUCACAUGGAUCUGCUUGUUUUCGUCCGGAUUUACCUUCAUUGGUGGAGAGCACGCGGCCACUGUAACGCAUCCACUUCCUGCGGCCUUCUCUGACCUGCUGCCACACUUCCUGGUGGAGCCUGAUGAUGUUUAUAUCGUUAAGAACAAGCCUGUGACCCUCACCUGCCGCUCGACCCCUGCCACUCAGAUCUACUUCAAGUGCAAUGGCGAAUGGGUUCACCAGGAUCAGCACUUGAUCGAGCGUGAUGUGGAUCCUGCCACAGGGCUGCCGGUGAUGCAGGUGAAGAUUGACAUCUCCAGACAGCAGGUGGAGAAGAUCUUUGGUCUGGAGGAUUACUGGUGUCAGUGUGUGGCCUGGAGCACUACAGGAACCCAGAAGAGCCAAAAGGCAUAUGUGCGCAUCGCCUAUCUGAGGAAGAACUUUGAGGAGGAACCGCUGGGUAAGGAAGUGGCACUUGAUCAGGAAAUCCUUCUGCGCUGUCAUCCUCCUGAAGGUGUGCCUCCUGCUGAGGUGGAGUGGCAGAGAAACGAGGAGCUGAUCGACCCCAAGACUGACCCCAAUUUCUUCAUCACCGUGGACCAUAAUCUCAUCAUCAAACAAGCCCGCCUGGCCGACACAGGGAACUACACCUGCGUGGCCAAGAACAUUGUGGCUCGACGCAAGAGCUCCUCGGCUACUGUGAUUGUCUAUGUGAACGGUGGCUGGUCCACGUGGGCCACAUGGUCGGCCUGCAGUGCUGUCUGUGGUCGGGGGUGGCAGAAGAGGAGCCGGAGUUGCACCAACCCCACUCCCCUGAACGGCGGGACGUCCUGCGAGGGCCAGAGCGUCCAGAAAAGUGCCUGCACUGCCACCUGUCCAGUGGAUGGUGGCUGGAGCGAAUGGAGUAAGUGGUCGCCAUGCGGAGCCGACUGCACCAUGUGGAGGAGUAGAGAAUGUACCCAACCUACGCCCGGCACUGGUGGGAAGGACUGUCAGGGCCUGGAUCUUCAGUCACUCAAUUGUACCAGUGAGCAGUGCCCUCAGACGGCGUCAGGUCCUGAGGACGUGGCCCUGUAUGUGGGAAUCGUGGUGGUGGCUCUCUGUCUGACUUUGCUGCUGAUCAUACUGGUGCUGGUUUACCGCAGGAAGAAGGAAGGUCUUGAUGCAGAUGUGGCCGACUCCUCCAUCCUCACCACUGGCUUCCAGCCCAUGGGCAUAAAGCCCACCAAGCCAGGUGUGUGGGCACCGCGCAGGGCAGCCCGCAGCAAAAACUCUCAUUUGCUCACCAUCCAGCCUGAUUUGACCACCACCACCACUAGCUACCAGGGAACUCUACGUUCUCGACACGAAGUCGCCGGGAAGUUCUCCAUGAGCAACGGCCCCCUCCUGGAGCCCCUUCCCAACGGCUCCCACACGCUGCACAACGGCAAACUGCCCAGCGACCCCAACGACUUCAUGAACCGCCUUUCUUCUCAGACAUAUUUCAAAACGCUACCGAGAGACAACGUCAACACCUCCUACGGCACUUUCAAUUUCCUGGGUGGCCGCCUAACCCUCCCCAACACUGGAAUCAGCCUGCUCAUCCCGCCAGAGGCCAUUCCCAGAGGGAAGAUUUAUGAGAUUUAUCUCACCAUUCAGAAGAAGGAAGACAUGAGAUUGCCCCUGGCUGGGUGUCAGACGUUGCUGAGCCCCGUGGUGAGCUGCGGCCCGCCCGGUGUGGUGCUCACCCGGCCAGUCAUCCUCAGCAUGGACCAUUGCUCUGAUGCGUGCCUGGAGAACUGGGCCAUCCGUCUCAAGAAGCAGUCAUAUGAGGGAACGUGGGAGGAUGUACUUCAGCUGGGUGAGGAAGUGGUGUCGGAGCCGUACUACUGCCAGCUGGAGGCGGAGACGUGCCGGGUGUUUACUGAGCAGCUGGGCCGUUUUGCUCUGGUCGGGGAGUCCCUCAGCAUGGCUGCUGCUAAACGCCUAAAACUGCUGCUCUUUGGUCCCGCCUACUGCUCCACGCUGGAGUACAACAUCCGCAUCUACUGCAUGGACGACACACAGGACCUACUAAAGGAGGUGAUGCAGAUGGAAAGACAGCUGGGAGGUCGACUGAUUGACGAGCCUCACGUCCUGCUCUUCAAAGACAGCUACCACAACCUCCGCCUCUCAAUUCACGACAUGCCACAGGCGCACUGGAGGAGCAAACUACUCGCCGGCUAUCAGGAGAUCCCAUUCUACCACAUCUGGAGCGGCUCUCAGCGGACCCUGCACUGCACCUUCACACUGGAGAGACAGAGCCUGAGCACCUGUGAUCUCACCUGCACGCUGUGUGUGUGGCAGGUAGAAGGAGAGGGACAGAGCUUCACCCUGGACUUCAACAUCUCAAAGGACAUCAGACCACUGGACUCUGAUUUCCUGUUGAUGGACAACUGUACCCCUGCCCUGGCCGGUCCGAGCGCAUUCCAAAUCCCUUACCUUAUCCGACAGAAGAUCUGCAGCAGUCUGGACACCCCCUGUCCCAACGGAGCAGACUGGAGACUACUGGCCCAGAGACUGAAGCUUGACAGGCACAUGAGUUUCUUCGCGUCCAAAGCGAGCCCCACAUCAGUGAUUCUGGACUUAUGGGAGGCCCAGCACUUCCACAGCGGAAAUCUCAAUCAGCUCGCCGCUGUGAUGGCUGAGAUUGGCAAGCAGGAGGCCAUGAUAUUCCUGGUGUCAGACGGGGAGUGCUGACACAUUAAAACUGGAGCAGAGCGGCCGUCUCUGAGCGAUGGGGUGGGGGGAAGGACGCGACCCUCUGCCCGCCCCACCAGAGAUGAGAAACAAAUCAAAGAACAGGGUUUACCCAACUAUAUGAGGCCACUUCCCCAGUGAAUAGGGAAUAAAAGAAGAAAAAAAAAAUAAAAAUACAAAAAAAAAAACCAAGACCAGGCUCAGGAGGAACCUGGCAGGGCUUUUAGAUGUACUGUGACUGAGACAAAUGCCCCUUUCUCAGAACAAAAAUCCCAUUUGUUUUGAAAAUAAUGGUGUAUAGAAACUCCCAGAUUCUAUGAUUCUGGUCCUGCCCUCAGUCACUGACCAAUAUGUACUUUCUAACCACAUUUGUGUUAGGCACAUUGAUAUAUUAAUAUCAGACUGGAAACUAAAACGAAUCGUUUUAAAAGAUAUCAAGUGGAAAAUAUAGGUAAGGUGAAUAUUUUGCGAACUAAUUCAGAUUUGUGACAUGCAUUUUGUAAAUGUGUACCAUUUAGCAAUAUGCAAGCACACAUAUCGAUGACAAUUUCCUUUGGCCGACACGUUUCUUACCUCGCGAAGCAUUUAAAAUUUUCGAGCGUUUGCUAAAUUUCAGGUCGAAAACAUUACAGAGCGAAACGUUUUUGGUGAGAGCCAUCACUUGUUCUUCUGCCCCUGUGCACUUAACAUGUCUGUUCGACUUCAUGAAGCCAUAAAGUCCAAAAUUCACCUCAAUGCAACGAUAUACGUUCUGAUCCGGGUGGAUAAUCGGUAAAUAAGCACAGGAUUCUGUGGAUGUUUAGCUGCUGAAGAAAAGACAUCUGGGAUGGGGGAUCAGGGACCUCAAACAUUCAUAACUGUCUUGAAAAACAUCACAUUUGUUGUUGUUUUCAACAGACUUUUGAGAUCAGAUGUUCUGAAAAGCAUUUUUUCAUGUCAAUGAAACCCCUUAAAGUGUAGAAUGAUGGAAUCUUUUGGAUUUAUAUUCUUCGUUUAUAAAGGAGGAAGAACAAAUGUUCCCUGUUGGAAAGGUUUUCUUCUUUUAUAAACAGAAAAUGCAAUACUACCAAAUGCUAUUCUCCUUCAUAUUUAAUGAGUCUGUGUUUCUCUGAAAGCCAUUUUGGCUGCAGGGCAAAUUCUUAUUCGUAGGAGAAAGAAUAUUUUCAUCAACCCUUAAAAAGCAAAUGUUCCAUCCAAGAAAACUUCAUCGACACUCAGCAGCUGACGUGUUUUUCGAAAUUCCUCCAUCACACGCGUGGUUUCUUUCUGUCACGGCCUGUAGAAUGGCAACACGUCUCAGCCCCGCAUUUGGCGCCAUGAAUGUGCAUUACACAGUUUGAAGAUUGUCCGAAUUUUUUUUCUUUCUUUUUUCUUUUCUUCUCUCUCUCUCUCUCUGUUUGAAUGUGAGAGUAUUUCAUUCCAAAUGAAGGAGGAUUUGUGAGAAACUGUGGAUCACAAAUUGGACGUGUUCAUCUUGACCAGUAAUUACAGCCACGUCUGAAGAGAUGAUUGAAGGAGCCCGGCACAUUCUCUCCACAGCAAGUGGAAAUACACAGGCCUGUUUCACUCAGCUAACAGAGAACUCAAGUUAAAUGCCAUAUUGUGCACAUACUGUGUUUUUUGUUCUUGUUUUUUUUUUUUUUUGUUGUAUGGUAUGUUUCCUUAAAGGGUUAGUUCACCUAAACAUGAAAAUUCUGUCAUUUAUUACUCACCCUCAUGUCGUUCCAC
Messenger RNA from Megalobrama amblycephala (Wuchang bream), 9296 nucleotides. It is a transcript of the gene unc5a, whose product is annotated as unc-5 netrin receptor A. Gene Ontology annotation, biological process: netrin-activated signaling pathway; anterior/posterior axon guidance. The transcript has 16 exons. The record is from RefSeq and is a predicted model, not a curated record. Gene Ontology annotation, molecular function: netrin receptor activity; protein binding. Gene Ontology annotation, cellular component: membrane. NCBI's taxonomy places the organism in Eukaryota, Metazoa, Chordata, Actinopteri, Cypriniformes, Xenocyprididae. The coding region runs from base 4821 to 7568 and encodes 915 amino acids.